Cucurbita pepo subsp. pepo (vegetable marrow) is the source of this 3648-nucleotide messenger RNA. Its product is annotated as auxin response factor 5. NCBI's taxonomy places the organism in Eukaryota, Viridiplantae, Streptophyta, Magnoliopsida, Cucurbitales, Cucurbitaceae. Gene Ontology annotation, cellular component: nucleus. Gene Ontology annotation, molecular function: DNA binding. Gene Ontology annotation, biological process: regulation of DNA-templated transcription; response to hormone. The record is from RefSeq and is a predicted model, not a curated record.
UCACUCACAGUCCUUCUUUGUGUACUGUUUUCGUGUUCUCAUAGCCUUUCUCUGCUUUUCCUCCAAUUGUUUACUAUUAUUUUUCCUACUUUCUGUUGACACCCUUUAAUUUUGGUUCUCUAUAACAGUUUAAAGCUGCAAAGAAAUGGGGUUAUACGGACGCGAGCGCAGGAUAAGAGCAUGCACACUCUUUCCAGUUUUGAGAGGAGAGAGAGAGAUAGAGAUUCCGAAAGGGAAAUGCCGGAAGCAGCAAGGCUUAAGGUGAGGUGUGAGUAGGAAGGGUGGAGGGAAGUGGUUGAUCCAAAGCUCGGUGUCUAUUCAACGUAAAGACAACCACACCCACUUCAUCAUAUGCUUCUUCGAUUCCCCUGCUUUUGAUGCUAUCAGAUCCCUUUCAUUUCCAGUUUUUGUUCAUUCGUCUUGGAUUCUCAUGCCCUUCUUCCCUUUUUGACUCAUGGUAUCACUCUCUUAGUCCUCCUCGACCUUUCUUGGACGAGGACCUGAAAUUGCCUCGUGAUCAAGAGAAGGACACGCCAUGAGCUCUGUGGAAGACAAGCUCAAGACACCAAUGGGUUUGGUUAACAACACCCCUCAGACUAACCUUCUCGACGAGAUGAAGUUGCUGAAACAAAUGCAAGAUCAAACAGGGGCCCGGAAGGCUAUUAACUCCGAGCUCUGGCACGCGUGUGCUGGUCCGCUUGUUUCCUUGCCCCAUGUGGGGAGUCUUGUUUAUUACUUUCCUCAGGGACAUAGUGAACAGGUGGCGGUUUCUACCAAGAGAACAGCAACCUCACAGAUUCCAAAUUAUCCUAAUCUUCCCUCUCAGUUGAUGUGCCAAGUUCAAAGUGUUACCUUACAUGCUGAUAAAGAUUCAGAUGAAAUCUACGCUCAAAUGAGCCUUCAACCGGUGAACUCUGAAAAAGAUGUCUUCCUUGUUCCGGACUUUGGACUACGGCCGAGUAAACACCCAAAUGAAUUCUUCUGCAAAACAUUGACUGCCAGUGAUACCAGCACACAUGGUGGGUUCUCAGUGCCACGCAGGGCUGCUGAAAAGCUUUUUCCGCCAUUGGAUUACACAAUGCAACCACCAACUCAGGAGCUCGUUGUUCGAGACUUGCAUGACAAUACCUGGACUUUUCGCCACAUCUAUCGCGGGCAGCCGAAGCGACACCUUCUCACAACUGGGUGGAGUCUAUUUGUUGGAGCAAAGAGGCUUAGAGCAGGCGAUUCUGUUCUUUUCAUAAGGGAUGAAAAGUCCCAGUUGCUGAUUGGAGUGAGGCGUGCUAACCGGCAACAAACAACAUUGCCAUCAUCGGUGCUAUCCGCCGACAGUAUGCAUAUAGGAGUUCUUGCUGCUGCAGCUCAUGCCGCUGCUAAUCGCAGUCCAUUCACAAUCUUUUACAAUCCCAGGGCAUGUCCUUCAGAGUUUGUUAUUCCCUUAGCCAAAUAUCGGAAAUGUGUAUUCGGAACUCAGCUUUCUGCGGGUAUGAGGUUCGGGAUGAUGUUUGAAACAGAGGAGUCGGGAAAACGCCGAUAUAUGGGUACAAUUGUUGGGAUUAGCGAUUUAGAUCCACUUAGGUGGCCAGGUUCCAAGUGGCGAAAUCUUCAAGUGGAAUGGGAUGAGCCAGGGUGCUGCGACAAGCAAAACAGGGUUAGUUCAUGGGAAAUAGAAACUCCAGAAAGUCUCUUCAUUUUUCCUUCUCUGACUUCGGGUCUUAAACGUCCAUUACACGGCGGAUUUUUGGGAGAAACUGAUUGGGAAAGUCUGGUGAAGAGACCAAUGCUUCGUGUUCCUGAAAAUAUACGAGGGGAUCUUUCAUAUGCUGCGCCAAAUCUAUGCUCUGAACCACUGAUGAAGAUGCUACUGAGGCCUCAACUCGUUAGCCUUCACGGAGCCACCUUACACCAGGAUUCAGCUAACAAUUUAGUGAAGAUACAGGACAUGAAGGACAUGCAGCCAGAAACCAAUUCUAAAAUGAAGCAGCCUAUUCCGACAGAAACUGCAUCUCCCGGGAAUCAAAAUCCUGAUCCCAUAAACCCAAAUUCAUCACCAAAAGAAAGUUUACCAGGAAAAGUGCACACUUCAGCGGCUACUGAAAGUGAACCUCCAACUGGAGCUGAUGAUGUUUCAACCAAUCAGUCCAAUACAUUGCCCCCGGUCGGAGAUUGUGUGGGGGGAAAACUCAGUGCUAAAGAAGUGAAUAUGCAGACCCUUGUGAACCAGCUUUCAUUUAUGAACCAGAAUCAGAUCCCCAUGCAGUCAUGGCCGUUGCAGCCUCAGCUUGAAUCACUAAUCCAACACCCACAACCAAUUGACAUGCCUCAGCCUGAAUUUACGCUGGAUGGUGAUGGAUGUUUGAUUAACCCAUCCUGUCUGCCUCUUCCUGGAGUAAUGAGAUCACCCGGGAACCUUUCCAUGUUGGCAUUGCAAGAAUCCUCAACAGUCUUCCCUGAGGCUCUUAAUUUUCCCUUACCCUCAACUGGGCAAGACAUGUGGGAUCCUCUUAAUAAUAUAAGAUUCUCUUCUAACCUGAAUUGUAUGGGUAAUGCAAAUGUUAUGAGAGCCGUUUCAGACGAGAGCAACAACCAAAGUGGGAUAUAUAGCUGUUCUAACCUUGAAAUCAGUAAUGGUGGAAAUACUUUGGUUGAUCCUGCUGUUUCGAGUACUAUUCUUGAUGAUUAUUGCGCAUUGAAAGAUGCUGACUUCCCACAUCCUUCAGAUUGCUUGGUUGGAAACUUCAGCUCAAGCCAAGAUGUUCAGUCUCAGAUUACCUCUGCUGCUAGUCUUGGAGAUUCUCAGGCUUUCUCCAGGCAAGACUUCCAUGAUAAUUCAGGUGGUACUUCCUCUUGCAAUGUGGAUUUUGAUGAGGGCAGUCUUCUGCAUAACGGCUCCUGGAAUCAAGUCGUACCGCCCAUGAGAACUUACACCAAGGUCCAGAAGGCAGGAUCUGUUGGGAGGUCUAUUGAUGUCACUAGUUUUAAGAACUACGACGAACUGUGCUCCGCUAUCGAAUGCAUGUUUGGACUUGAAGGGCUGCUUAAUGACCCGAGAGGCUCAGGAUGGAAACUGGUUUAUGUCGAUUAUGAGAAUGACGUCUUGCUUAUUGGCGAUGAUCCAUGGGAGGAAUUUGUGAGCUGUGUACGGUGCAUCAGAAUCUUGUCGCCCUCAGAAGUUAAGCAAAUGAGCGAAGAGGGAAUGAAGCUUCUCAACAGUGCUAUGAUGCAAGGCAUCAAUUGCUCCAUGCCAGAAGGUGGCCGAGGUUAAGACUCAGUUUUCCUUAACCAGUCAUGAAGGCCGAUUCUUCUUCUUCGGUAGGCGAGAAUCGAGUUUAGUAUAAUUACUGUCACAAGCUCGAAGAAGGCCGAGUGUUAGCAUGAAGCUUUCGUCUUGAUUGCUGGGAGCUGUAGUUGAAGUAGAUUCAGUUCCUGCAAAAUUGUACUCUUUCUGAAUUCAGUAGAACAAAAGAAAAAACUUCAACAAGUUAGCCAUGCUGCGCCUUCUGAAGGUAUACCCACGAACCAUCAAUCUGGGUAUGCGAGGUUCAUGAUGGAGCCUUAUCUUUGUUGCCUGUCUUUCAUUUGCAUAUUUCCGUUGUCUAGAGAUUUUACAGUAAGAUAAUAUAUUCUAGAGUUUUUGCUCAUAUUUCU